UUGUCAUGCGCACUGACUGCAGCUCAGAUGAGACGCACACACGCAUAAAUCUCCUCCUCAGUCCAUCCUCGUCCUCACACUCAUCGUAUCUUCCUCAUGAGGAGCACAACUGCUUUUAAGAACUGUAAUGCAUGCGGAGAACCCAAACCCCAAACUGACAAACCCAAACCGAUGUACCCUACCGAACAAACUACAGAAGCACGAUGGAAGAUCUACCAUCUUGACCAGUCGCCAUGACUAAAACUUUACCGUGUGUUGACGUAGACACAAUCAAGAUUUCUUAUCUUCUUGACUUUCAAACUGUGCUCUGAUUGGCUGGUCAAGCAUGCGCACCUGUCAUCUGUUGUGACCGGGGUUUGGCAGCAGCAUGCGUCCAUGGGCGGGCUCAUGGCGCUGGAUAGCGCUGGUUCUCUUGGCCUGGGGGACGUUGCUCUUUUAUAUCGGGGGUCAUCUGGUGAAGGACAGCGACCGCGUGCCGCGCUCCAGCCGGGAAUUGGCGAAGAUCCUGACCAAGCUGGAGAGAUUAAAACAGCAGAAUGAAGACUUAAGGCGCAUGGCUCAGUCGCUACGGAUUCCUGAAGGACAGUCGGAUGGUCCGAUAUCUUCAGGAAGACUCCGAUCUCUUGAGGAGCAGCUGACCCGAGCCAAACAGAAGAUUCAGAGUUUCCAGAGACUGUCAGGAGAAGUGGGUCCCGGUCGAGAGCAGGAAGAGUUAAGGAGGAAAGUGGAGAAUGGCGUAAGAGAGUUGUGGUACUUCAUUCACAGUGAGGUUCAGAAGAUGAGUCACAUCAACCCGACGGAGAGACAGAAACACACUGAUGCUCUGCUUCAGGAUCUGGGACAUCAACAGAGAAGCGUCAUGAUGGACCUGCAGGCGUUGAGUCAGGCAGAUGGUGCAGGUGAAUGGAGAGAGAAAGAAGCCAAAGAUCUUUCAACACUGGUGCAGAACCGAAUCUCUUACCUGCAGAACCCACAGGACUGCAGUAAAGCUCGUAAGUUGGUGUGUAACAUCAAUAAGGGUUGUGGGUUCGGCUGUCAGCUUCAUCAUGUGGUUUACUGCUUCAUGAUCGCCUACGGCACACAAAGAGUUUUGAUUCUUGAAUCCCACAACUGGCGUUACGCUCCUAACGGCUGGGAGACGGUGUUUCACCCGGUCAGUGACACCUGCACGGAUCGACCCGGAACCACGACCGGACACUGGUCAGGUGAAGCCCAUGAUCGUGAUGUACAGGUUGUGGAGUUGCCAAUCGUCGACAGCCUUCAUCCUAGACCUCCAUAUCUUCCUCUCGCUAUCCCAGAAGACCUUGCUCCCCGCCUGCAGAGGCUGCACGGUGACCCGUCUGUCUGGUGGGUAUCUCAGUUUGUCAAGUAUCUGAUCCGCCCGCAGGCGUGGUUAGAGAAGGAGAUCCAGCAAACGGGAGUUAAACUGGGCUUUAAACACCCGAUUAUUGGGGUUCACGUCAGACGGACAGAUAAAGUUGGAACAGAAGCAGCGUUUCACCCUAUAGAGGAGUAUAUGGUGCAUGUCGAAGAACAUUUUCAGUAUUUGUCCCAGCGGGCCCAUGUGGAUAAAAAGCGUGUGUAUCUGGCAACCGAUGACCCCUCACUGUUACACGAAGCUCAAACUAAGUAUGCAGACUAUGAGUUCAUCAGUGAUAACAGCAUCUCAUGGUCGGCGAGUUUACACAACCGUUACACUGAGAAUUCACUUCGAGGUGUCAUCCUAGACAUCCACUUUCUGUCUCAGACCGACUUUCUGGUCUGCACCUUCUCCUCACAGGUGUGCCGUGUGGCUUAUGAAAUCAUGCAGACUCUUCACCCGGACGCAUCAUCUUUCUUCCGAUCAUUGGAUGAUAUUUACUAUUUCGGCGGACAGAACGCACACGACCAGAUUGCCGUGUACCCACAUCGGCCCCGCACGGCCGAGGACAUCCCACUGGAGCCUGGAGACGUCAUCGGUGUGGCUGGAAACCACUGGGACGGAUUCUCCAAAGGAAUCAACCGCAAACUGGGACGAACUGGCCUAUAUCCCUCUUAUAAAGUAAAGGAGAAGAUCGAGACAGUGAAAUAUCCCACAUACCCUGAGGCAGACAAACUGCUGAGCUUAUAGAGAUCAGUUUGUGUAGAGUUAUCACACGAGGACACCGGACACACAGAGAAAUUGUGUUUUAUCUCACCGAGGUUUAGAUCAUUUCAUUAUGAUCACAUUGAGCCGCCACUGAGAAACAAAUCAACAAGGGACUUUUUUCAUACUGGAGUUGGAGGUGUUUUUUUAAUCUUCUGCUGAUGUUUCAUUGGUGAAUCUCUUUAAAAUGUUUAUUUAUUACACCCCUGGCCCAUAAAAAAAUAUGUUGACCAAAAUGUGACCCGGGACCACAAAACCAGCCAUAAGGGUGAAUUAUUUUAAAUUGAGAUUUAUACAUUAUCUAAAAACUUUCCAUUGAUGUAUUGUUCGUAAGGAUAGGACGAUAUUUGGCCGAGAUACAAAAUCUAAAUAUUGAGAAAAUCGCCUUUAAAGUGCAAAUGAAGCACUUGGCAACACAUAUUACUAAUAAUAAAUAAAUAAAUAAAUAUAUAUAUAUAUGUACAAUGUAUUGUUGGCUAUUGCUACAAAUAUACACGUGUGACUUGGUUUGGCUGGCUUUGUGGUCCCGGCUCACAAAUGGGUGAUUCUCAUGCAAUUAGACUUAUGAGGUGUCAUAAAACAUUUUGAUAAAAAACUAAAUGCUAUCAAAAUAAGAAGCAUACAGUUACAAACAUCUCUUCAUGUACUAUUCUGCACAUGAUUUCAAAUGACAUCAUACAAACCAAUGUUGUUGUUUUUUCCACAUUUAAGGGGAAAAUUUUGAUUACCGCAACGUGUCCAUGACUGGAUUUGGGUUCUUUGACAUGGAAAUAUUUAUAAUUAAAAAAUCUAAAAAAUAAAAAGCUUCAGUGCAUGUUAUACUAUAAACAUUUACAGUAAAGAAACAUGUGGUAUUUGAUGAUCAUUUGUAAAUGUAGAGACAAUAAUAAGGAAUAUAAAUGUGUCCAAGAAAAAUGUUCUCAUCCUCAAUUUUCAAUCAUUGUUUAAGCCCUCAAGGAACUAACAUUUUCAAAAAAGAAAUUUGUUGUAAGGGACAUAAUUGACUGUGACACUCAAGAUGGCUACCAGGUAAACAGUUUUUAUUUUUUCUCUCCAGAUAAAAGUUGAAAUUUUGUUUGUCAUAGUACCUAGACAACAUUUUUAGUUCUCAUUACCGAAACAUGAGUUUGUAAAUGCAUAUAUUUAAUGCAAUAUCAUGUUGCUGUAAUGAUAACUUUUGAUAGUGAUGAUCUAAAAACGUAAAUAAUUCUAUAGGAAAUAUUUUUUAAAUCCUCUAAAAAACAAUUUGCAUGUUCAGACUUUUAAUCUUUAAUAAAAAAAUAGUUGGCUCCAAGGGGUUUUUAAAAAUUCUGAUGGACACACCUUUUAAGUCUGGAUUUCGUGAGAAUCACCAAAAUGAGUUUAAGGAUGAGUUUUGAACUUUGUUAUGAAUUUUUGGACAAUUAAACACAUUUUCAAAUCCAAAUGCUUUUUACUGUAAUGAGAAAAACAGUAUAAUGCAGUAUUAGUACAGUAUACUAUAGUACAUGGUAGUAUUUGCUUUACUAUGUAUAAAUCAAGGUUAUUUAAUAGUUUAAUAUUAAUUAAAAAGAUAAUUAUCAUUAAUGAGAAGUGAAACAUUGAAUUCAGAUGCAUUACAGUUAUGAGAACUUUAUACAAAUCUGUUCAACUGAUGUAGGAUAACAUCAAUGCAAAAUAGACAAACAUCUUAAACAUACUGUGUCCAUGUGUGUGUGUGUGUGUGUGUGUGUGUGUGUGUGUGUGUGUGUGUGUGUGUGUGUGUGUGUGUGUGUGUGUGUGUGUGUGUGUGUGUGUGUGUGUGUGUGUGAGAGAGAGAGAGAGAGAUUUUAUUGAAUGUGCAUUGAGGGCGAUGCCUGAAAAGAAGAAAAAAAAUGUGCAGAACAUAAUUAUAAAGAAAUGCAUUAAUAAAUAACCCAUCAGAUUCAAUUACUGAGAAAUAUUACAGAAGAAAUCUGGCAAUUUAACAAAGUAACCCAGGCAUAUAUUUUAAACAUCAACUUUUAAUGAGCAGGCCACUCAGUUUUAUAUUCAUUUGAAGUAUAAGUUUACAUGAAAUAAAAACUCAACUCAACCCCAUUUACUUUUAUUCACCAAACAUCAGUGCAUGCAUCUACAUUAAAGAAAAAACAUUUGUCUUUGUAAUCUUUGUCUUUGUAGAGUUUCAUCUGACCCAACAUUUUAUGUCAUCCAGUCCUUUAUGUAUAACCAGUGAAAAGAUUUUAUUCAGAUCCUGAUGCACCUCAUGUAUCUCCCAUUGAAUCUCAUGAUGGAUAUUCAUCAAGUCAAAGAAGAAACAUCAAACACUGUUUUCAUUAUCAUCAUUAUCUCUUCAGCAGAGAUUCAAACCCCGGAAAUGAAUCUUGUGUUUUUUUCAACAUAUGGAUGAAUUGAAUUGUCAUUGUAGAAGUAAGAGACAUUUAAGACAACAAAAUGCUGUUGUGGUGCUAAAGGCAAAUCUUGCAGUAUUUUCUCAACGCUCAUUAUUUAUUUUUAUUGACAAGAUUUUACAUUUGUCUGUUUAUUCACUGAUCUGUAAUGAACUCCUGUUUAACUUUUAUUUGUACUGAAGAAUAAUAAUUUUGAUUCUCACGAGACUUUGUGUGUGAGAUGUGUUUCAUAUGUUUUGUUUUAGGGUAACAUCUUCUAUAAACCACUGAUGGAUUAAAGUGGAGAAAUAUGAGCGGUUGUGGAUCCACAGGCAUUGAUUUAUUGUCCUUUCAUCUUAAUAAUACACCACAAUCCAACAUCAGACUGAGAUCAAAGUUCAGGUUUCAUGCAGUCAUCAAUGUUUAAAUAAAACCUGCAGUGAUUUUACAAAGGAGAUGGGGGAUCAAGUUGUAGGAACUACAAUAGUUUCAAAUGUUGUAUAGACACCGAUAUUA
Paramisgurnus dabryanus is the source of this 4989-nucleotide messenger RNA. It is a transcript of the gene fut8b, whose product is annotated as fucosyltransferase 8b (alpha (1,6) fucosyltransferase). Gene Ontology annotation, cellular component: Golgi cisterna membrane. The record is from RefSeq and is a predicted model, not a curated record. Gene Ontology annotation, biological process: protein N-linked glycosylation. NCBI's taxonomy places the organism in Eukaryota, Metazoa, Chordata, Actinopteri, Cypriniformes, Cobitidae. Gene Ontology annotation, molecular function: protein binding; glycoprotein 6-alpha-L-fucosyltransferase activity.